AUGGACACGACAUUGCCUCUUCCCUUUCUUCCCAGUGUCGACCUGGCAAAAGGGGCCACUGAAUCCAAAGAAGGAUUAACCCGAAACCAACUCUCCUAUCUUGGAUGCGUCUACCUUUCAGCAACCAACGAGACUGUUGAUACAUUGCUGCAAUUCUUACAGAGACACAUUGAAAUCGAGGCGUAUGUCAAUGUGACAUCAGUUGAUUCCACAGAUGAUCUUGUUUCAAUUCUAGACGCUGGAGCUCGAAAGGUCUUUGCCAAUGGCUCACAAUGCGAAUCCCUAAAGACUUAUGGAGAUCGAGUCAUUCCGGUCAUAUCAACAAAAGAUAAUACUCCUUCCACCUUCAAAUACUCCAAUGGCGCUCUCUUCGAAACGGGGGAUGAUUUGUCUUCUUAUAAAACACUCCUAUCCAACUUCACGGCCAGCCAAACAUCACCAAUCUUCGUCGUAUCCUCCCCAAAAAUCAACCUUCAACCCUUUGUCGAAUUUGUAACAGAAGCAUCCGCAGUUCCAAUUAUACCCGCAACUCAACUCACGAUAGGAGAUGGAUCAGAAACACUAACUUCAGUAGCAAGUCUAAUUGGGUCAUCAUGGACUUCAGACAGGCCAGAUAAACUGAUACCAACGGUGGUCACAGAUGAGAGAGGGGUAGCUCUCGGGUUGGUAUACAGCAGCCAGGAGAGUUUGGCAGAAUCUUUGAAGACUGGUACUGGAGUCUACCAAAGCCGAAAGCGGGGAUUAUGGUACAAGGGAGCUACAUCUGGGGAUACACAAGAACUUGUCAGAAUAUCCUUGGACUGCGAUCAAGAUUGUCUAAAGUUUGUCGUUCGCCAAAAGGGCCGAGGCUUCUGUCACCUAUCUCAAUCUACUUGCUUCGGGGAACUACGCGGAAUAUCGAAGUUGGAGAAGACAUUGGUGUCGAGAAAGGUUUCGGCACCUGAAGGGUCAUAUACAGCACGUUUGUUCUCUGAUGAGAAGCUUCUACGAGCUAAAAUCAUGGAGGAGGCCGAGGAGUUAUGUGACGCAAAGACAAAGGACGAAGUGGCUUUCGAGGCAGCAGACUUGAUAUACUUUGCUUUGACAAAGGCUGUCAGUGCCGGAGUCAGUGUUGCGGAUAUUGAGAGAAACCUUGAUGCCAAGAGUGUCAAAGUCAAGAGGAGACAGGGAGAUGCCAAGGGGCAAUGGGCUGCAAAAGAAGGUAUUACCAAUGGAUCCUCAGAAAAGGAAGUUGUAAAAGAAGCAGCAUCAGUUCCCAAGGCUGCAGAUGACAAGGCAGGGACUGAAGAUGGCCGCAUUACUAUGAGGCGCUACAAUGCUGCAUCAACUUCUUCCGAAGAUCUUAAAGCAGUGCUACAGAGACCUUCUCAAAAGUCGACCGAGAUGAUCAUGGGUAUUGUAAAUCCUAUCAUCAAGGGGGUUCGCACUGGCGGUGACAAGGCACUUCUGGGGUAUACUCACAAAUUCGAGAAAGCGACCUCUUUGACAUCACCUGUUCUAAAGGCACCAUAUCCGCAAUCUCUAAUGGAUCUACCUCCAGAGACCAUUGAAGCAAUCGAUAUUUCAUUCGAAAAUAUCCGCAAGUUCCACGCUGCCCAAAAAGAGGAGCCUCUGCAAGUCGAGACUAUGCCAGGUGUUGUCUGCACUCGUUUCGCCAGACCAAUCGAGCGUGUUGGGCUUUACGUUCCCGGUGGAACUGCCGUCCUUCCCAGCACAGCGCUUAUGCUUGGUGUACCUGCAAUGGUGGCCGGCUGCAAAACCAUCGUCCUCGCUUCCCCACCUCGCGCGGACGGUAGCAUUACCCCUGAGAUCGUAUAUGUUGCUCACAAAGUCGGUGCAGAGUCGAUCGUACUUGCAGGUGGUGCUCAAGCUGUUGCUGCCAUGGCGUAUGGUACCGAGAGCGUGAGUAAAGUAGACAAGAUUCUUGGCCCUGGAAAUCAAUUCGUGACUGCUGCGAAGAUGUAUGUCAGUAAUGAUACGAAUGCUGGAGUAAGCAUCGAUAUGCCUGCUGGACCUUCAGAGGUGUUGGUCAUCGCGGACAAAGACGCCAACCCAGCGUUUGUCGCUUCGGAUCUGCUGUCACAGGCUGAGCAUGGUGUUGACAGUCAAGUCAUUCUGAUUGCAAUUGAUCUUUCUGAGAAGGAAUUGUCGGCUAUUGAGGAUGAACUGCACAAGCAAGCAAUGGCCUUACCAAGAGUUGAUAUCGUUCGAGGUGCGAUUGCGCAUUCGGUGACGCUUGUGGUCAAAGAUGUCAAGGAAGCCAUGGAACUGAGCAAUGAUUAUGCCCCUGAGCAUCUGAUCCUCCAGCUGAAAGAUGCGGCAAGUGUUGUGCCACUCGUCGAGAAUGCAGGAAGUGUAUUCAUCGGCGAGUGGACACCAGAGAGCGUUGGUGAUUAUUCGGCAGGAGUAAACCACUCUUUGCCAACAUAUGGCUACGCAAAGCAAUACUCGGGCGUCAAUCUCGGCUCCUACGUUAAGCAUAUCACCUCGUCGCAGUUGACGGCUCAAGGGUUAAGGAAUGUCGGUGGUGCAGUGAUGCAGCUGGCGAAGGUCGAGGAGUUGGAGGCUCAUAGACGGGCUGUCUCUCUGAGGAUUAAGUACAUGGAUGAUAACAAGUUAUGA
Messenger RNA from Lachnellula hyalina, 2622 nucleotides. RefSeq names its product Histidine biosynthesis trifunctional protein (gene his-3). Lineage: Eukaryota; Fungi; Ascomycota; Leotiomycetes; Helotiales; Lachnaceae. Gene Ontology annotation, biological process: L-histidine biosynthetic process. The record is from RefSeq and is a predicted model, not a curated record. The transcript has 3 exons. Gene Ontology annotation, cellular component: cytoplasm. Gene Ontology annotation, molecular function: NAD binding; phosphoribosyl-AMP cyclohydrolase activity; metal ion binding. The coding region runs from base 1 to 2622 and encodes 873 amino acids.